Somion occarium is the source of this 2074-nucleotide messenger RNA. The record is from the annotation of a GenBank genome assembly. NCBI's taxonomy places the organism in Eukaryota, Fungi, Basidiomycota, Agaricomycetes, Polyporales, Cerrenaceae.
ACCCCUUUCCGUGACUCGUUUCGAAAGAUCGAGUCCAGAAAAAGUUGCAUGCUGCGAAGGCUACUCUGCGGGCAAUCGCUACUUCAUCGCAAGACUUUUCUAUCACCGCAAGUACCUUCGUUGGCUAGACAUCAUCUCUACCAGGUCCGCACCAUGGCCAGCGAACAAGCAGGAACCCAUAAGGACCCUGUCACUGGGGAAAUGAUCUCCAAGAGCGAGCUCAAGCGUCGCCAGAAGCAAAGAGAAAAAGAAGCAAAGAACGCCGAAAAGGCUGCAGUUGCACCACAAAAGCCUGCAGCAGCAAAGGUGGCUGCAACUAACGAGGAGGAUCUCAAUCCAAACCAAUACUUUGAACUUCGUUCACGACACGUUCAAAAGCUCAAGGAGACCCAAAAUCCCAACCCAUACCCUCACAAGUUUGAGGUUUCCAUCUCGAUCACCGAAUACAUUGAUAAGUAUGGAACGGAAGGCAAGAUCCCUGCUGGUUCCAAGCUCCAGGGUACCACCGAAUGCCUCGCCGGCCGUAUUCACAACAUCCGUGCCUCUGGACAGAGCCUGAAAUUCUACGACCUGCACGGCGAGGGAAAGAAGGUUCAGAUCAUGGCACAGAAGCAAGAUGCCAAGGACCCAGAAGCCUUCGUGUGUGUCCACGAGCAUUUCCGUCGAGGAGACAUCGUUGGUGUCAUUGGUACACCCUCACGUACCAAGAAGGGGGAACUCUCCAUCUCGCCGGCCGAAAUCAUCCUCCUCGCACCCAACCUUCACCAACUUCCCUCCGGCCAUUUCGGUCUCAAGGACCAAGAAACCCGAUACCGCAAGCGAUACCUUGACCUCAUUCUUUCUGAGGAUACCCGUCGCAUCUUCAUCACCCGUAGCAAGAUUAUCAACUACAUCCGUCGUUUCCUUGACAACCUUGGUUUCCUCGAAGUCGAGACUCCAAUGACAAGCAUGAUUGCUGGUGGUGCGACUGCUAAGCCAUUCGUCACUCACCACAACGACCUUAAUCUUGAUUUAUACCUCCGAAUUGCGCCUGAGCUUUACUUGAAGGAGCUUGUCGUCGGUGGUCUCGAUCGUGUGUACGAAAUCGGUCGUGUCUUCCGAAACGAGGGUAUCGAUCUUACACAUAACCCCGAGUUCACCAUCUGCGAGUUCUAUAUGGCCUAUGCCGAUAUGUAUGACCUCAUGGACAUGACCGAAUGCCUUGUCGAGGGUCUGGUCAAGUACCUUACUGGUGGAAAGACCCAGCUUGUCUUCCAGCCUGACGGCAAGGACGGCGAGCGCAAGCAUGAGUUGGACUUCAAGCGGCCAUGGAAGCGGUAUGACAUGAUCGAGACUUUGGAGGAGAAGCUUGGCGUCAAGUUCCCUCCUGGUGAGACUCUGCACACGGAUGAGACGAACAAGUUCCUGCGUGACUUGUGCCAGAAGCAUAACGUUGACUGCAGUGAGCCUCGAACCAACGCUCGCCUGCUUGACAAGCUUGUUGGCGAGUUCAUCGAGCCCUUGUGUGUCUCGCCUUCCUUCAUUGUUGGUCACCCUCAGCUUAUGUCUCCCUUGGCCAAGUGGCAUCGUUCACGUCCCGGUCUCUGUGAGCGGUUCGAGGGUUUCAUGUGCGGAAAGGAGUUCUGCAAUGCCUACACCGAGUUGAACGAUCCCUUUGAGCAAAGACUGCGCUUUGAGGAGCAGGUCAGGCAGAAGGAGCAGGGUGACGAAGAGGCGCAAGGAAUCGAUGAGACUUUCGUUGAUGCGUAUGUUACUAUGGUUGUUCUUUACGUUUACUAUGAGCUGACUGUCAUCCGUCACACGCAGUCUUGAGCAUGGCCUUCCUCCUACUGGUGGAUGGGGUCUUGGUAUCGAUCGUCUUGUGAUGUUCCUCACCAACUCUACCAACAUCAAGGAGGUCCUACUAUUCCCUGCGAUGAAGCCUAUAGAGACUGCUGCCAAUACCACGGGCGUUGUGGGUCCAUCCGGACAAAUAUAGACGUAGAGACUAGCUAUGAUAUCUUGUACCUUGCACCAUUCCACUUUACACAUAUAAAGCAACCAGCUUGACCAUUAAUGAGCAGAAUAUCGCGGC